AUGGUCAGGUUGGGAUGCAAAGUCUCACACAUCGUCACUGUGGGCUCCUACCGCAAUUACAGCGCGAUUGCUGCCCUCCUUAUCGAGAAUGGGCAUGAAGAUAUAGAGCAUCAGUACUUCCGAAUGUCUGACUGGUUACGACCAGACGAAGAAUUGGAUUUGAAGGUUGAGCUGAGUGAAGCUUUACAGGUGCCUGGCGAAAAGUCUUAUGGUCUGGUGAAUAGCAUCCGUUUCCACUUGCAGGCUCUACAAUCUGCAGUGCAGCCUAUGGGCACUGAAGACAGAAUUGUGCUCCUUCAUUGCGACCAGGGCCACAAUCGCUCUCCGACUCUGGCUUUGUCGUUCUUUCUCUACAACGGCCACAAUUUGCGACAGGCUUACCAAAGGCUAUUGCAGGCAAGGCCUGAUGUGGAUCCGUUGCCCCCCUACCGGCGGGGUUUGCAGACUUUGGAAUCUGAGCUCUACGGCGAGCAAACAGUGUUCGAGCAUGAUUAUUUUGCCAGACACAUCACAGAGCUGACGCUUGGAAGCAUUUUGCAAGUGUCGCCAGGUUGA
Messenger RNA from Durusdinium trenchii, 555 nucleotides. The record is from the annotation of a GenBank genome assembly. NCBI's taxonomy places the organism in Eukaryota, Dinophyceae, Suessiales, Symbiodiniaceae.